Messenger RNA from Mollisia scopiformis, 939 nucleotides. RefSeq lists its product as uncharacterized. The record is from RefSeq and is a predicted model, not a curated record. Gene Ontology annotation, cellular component: nucleolus; exosome (RNase complex). NCBI's taxonomy places the organism in Eukaryota, Fungi, Ascomycota, Leotiomycetes, Helotiales, Mollisiaceae. Bases 56 to 772 code for a protein of 238 amino acids. Gene Ontology annotation, biological process: maturation of 5.8S rRNA; regulation of gene expression. Gene Ontology annotation, molecular function: DNA binding; RNA binding. The transcript has 3 exons.
CGCAACUCUGAUUGCUGAACUUCAACAAACAUCAAGAAACAUCCACCAUUGCAAGAUGGACUCCACAAAGGUCAUGUCUCUGCUUGAGCAGCUUGAUGAUGAGAUGGAUGAUCUUGAAGAGUCACUCUCUCCUCUUCUCAAGACAGCAUUGUCGGAAACGGCUGCAAAGCUUCCCCUCCUCCAGAAAGCAAAGACUUUCACUCUGGUGACCUACGCCAUUGAGUCUAUGCUGUUUUCGUAUCUGCGACUCAAUGGUGUUAAUGCGCGAGACCAUCCUGUCUUCAUUGAGCUUACCCGGGUGAAGCAGUACUUCGACAAGAUUAAGGCAGCAGAAGCUCCAGCAAAAGAUAGGAACUUGGUCCUCGACAAGUCUGCAGCUGCAAGAUUCAUCAAAGCUGGGUUGUCCGGCAAUGAUAAGUAUGAUCUUGAAAAAGCUGAACGAGAAGCAAAAGAGCGAGCGAGGGCACAUAUCAGGUUUGAGGAACUUGCAAAGCACACAGCCAAGGGGGAGUCUGAGGAGAAGCCAGAGGAGGAGCCUGAUUCUUCCGACUCCGAUUCCGGCUCCAAGUCGUCCGCUGAAGCAGAGGAGCAUGCACCUAUUGCACCGCCAAGGAAGAAAGUCAAAGGAGACAAUUCUGGCAAUUCAUCUUCCUCUGGCAGCGUGGAAAAGGCUCCCAGAUCUAAAGCAGAGAAGAAGGCAUUCAGUAAAGCUAAGAUUGAGAAGAAAAAGGCGAAGUCCAAGGCCAAGAAGCAGAAGAAGAGUCAAUCAUGAGAAGAUGGUCUAGGAGCUCGCAGCAUACAACUGGUUUGCUUUCGCAUUGCACGGCGUUUCUAUGGAAAAUACCCUUUGCAUCAGCGGUUUAUUUAGGCGUUUGGAAAAGUCACUUAAAGGCACAUGAUGCACUGAGGGGCAUCUGCGAUAGACAAUCAAGGCACGAA